Trichoplusia ni (cabbage looper) is the source of this 2961-nucleotide messenger RNA. RefSeq names its product CTL-like protein 2 (gene Ctl2). Gene Ontology annotation, cellular component: membrane. Gene Ontology annotation, biological process: transmembrane transport. Bases 413 to 2599 code for a protein of 728 amino acids. Gene Ontology annotation, molecular function: transmembrane transporter activity. NCBI's taxonomy places the organism in Eukaryota, Metazoa, Arthropoda, Insecta, Lepidoptera, Noctuidae. The transcript is spliced from 13 exons. The record is from RefSeq and is a predicted model, not a curated record.
UCAGCAUUCGGCGCGCAGCCGAAUAACAUCGCGCAUAGUGCAGUUAUAACUCGCGUGCUUCUACUGUCAACAAACUUUCACUUCGACAGUAAAUAAACAAAAGAUACAAUUUUUGAGAUUAACACACACUGCUCUUUUGAAAUUUACGUAACGAAACUUUGACGUCACGCAAUUAAACUUUAAUUAAAUUAUUAAAGUACAAUAAUUUGUCGCGGUUCAAAGUGGUUGUGUUUUUUUCGUUCACAAUGUGUAUCAAUUGAAAAUUUUUAUCACUGGAACAACAAGUGCCGGAGAUUUGUAGUUCAUAAUAGAGUUUUAUUGGAUUGCAGCGAGCUGUGUAGAGCAUUAAAUUGACUGAAUGGUUCCAACUGUGCAGUGACUGAAUUAACUACCUACCUACUUGUUAAUCAACAUGGGUAAAGAUUAUGGGGAGCCGAUACGAUACGACCCGAACUUCAACGGUCCCAUACACAACCGAUCGUGUACCGAUAUUCUAUGGCUCAUCCUGUUCAUACUGUUCCUCGGAGUAUGGGGCUAUGUCGGCUACUAUGGCAUGACCCACGGGAACAUACAAAAGCUGUUAGCACCAAUCGACACAAAGGGCCGUCGUUGUGGCCUCGACUCAGGCCUUGAGGACAAGAAGUACCUCGUGUUUUUCAACAUUGCCAAAUGCUUGUCUCCAGGCACACCCAUCACAGGAUGCCCGACGCCUCAGGUUUGCGUAAAUCAAUGCCCGGCGAGAACGAUACUAUUCGAUGUCGAAAUGACAGAAAGCAACUUUGGUGAAUUAAAAUCAAAAAUGGUGUGUACGGACGACGUCAACAUGAACACUUUGACUUACACCCAAGCAAAACAAUACAUGCAAGAAGAUAAAUGUGCCAGUUACGUAUUACAGAGCCAAGCAGUGUUAUCCCGUUGCAUCGGUGAUCUGUCUACUCUUCAAUGCAAGGGGGACGACAAAACAAGUCAAAAAUCCCUAAGUCCUGUGAGAGACAGCUGCGUGCGGAACCCUAGCGAGGCUCGCAGGUCGCUGGUGAACAGCGCCACCGCCCUCGACUCGUACGUGGGCUGGAUCGUCGCCAGCUGGACGACUUUCUUCACGCAGACGGACGAGCGCAACACUUACAUUCUGUCAGGCCAGAUAGUGCAAGACCUCGUAAAGUCCCGCUGGUACUUGCUGGGCGCCUUGGUCGGCGUGAUGGUGGUCUGCUUCAUAUACAUCCUGCUGCUCAGGUGGGUGGUGGCGCCCGUCGUCUGGGCCACCAUCGUCGGACUCAUUGGACUGCUUGGAUUCUGUCUUUAUCUAUGCUAUAAGAAUUACGCAUAUUACAAAGCGAACCCCGUAAGUUUGACACAGACGACCAACCUCAAGGGUUACGCGCAAUCCAUCUUCAGUAAAGCGGAGACAUGGCUCGUAUUACUUAUCGCGAUCGCAGUAAUAAUGCUGAUAUUGCUAUUAAUAGUAAUAUCCCUUAGAAACAGAAUAGCUAUUGCUAUUGCGCUCAUCCGGGAAGGAAGCAAAGCGGUAACUGAUGUUAAAACGACAAUAUUAUUCCCGAUAUUCCCGUGGAUCAUACAAUGCUUUGUAAUCGGGUAUGGCGUACUGGUGCUCAUGUACUUGCUAUCUAUCGGCGAGUCAGCCUUCAGAGUCGUCAAUUUGAAGAAUGAUACUUCUUGUGAUUGUGGCGGCCAGUACACUGAGGACUACGUGUCGUGUGAUCCAGCAACGUUCACGAUGAGCUGUAAGGACGCGGCCGGUGGGUUGUGUCGGCUCGCGACGUGCCACUUCACUGGUCUCGACAGUCCACACAGCGUCGUGUAUUUGCAUUUGGCCAACGUUCUGGGCUUUUUCUGGACGAUGUUCUUCAUCAGCGGCGUGUCUGACAUGAUGCUGGCCAGCACCUUCUCCACGUGGUACUGGACUUACAACAAGCGUGACCUGCCAUUCUUCACGCUCACUUCCGGUAUAUACAGGACAUUACGAUAUCACUUAGGCACCGUCGCCUUCGGAGCUCUCAUCAUAGCCAUAGUGCGAGUAAUCCGCGUCAUUCUGGAGUACAUCGACCACAAGAUCAAGAAGUUCGACAACCCCUUCACACGAUGCAUCAUGUGUUUCUGCAAGUGCUUCUGUUGGUGUCUGGAGAACUUCCUCAAGUUCAUCAAUAAGAAUGCGUACAUAAUGUGCGCGGUACACGGGCAGAACUUCUGUAAGAGCGCGAGAGAUGCCUUCUCUUUGCUCAUGAGGAAUAUUGUUAGGGUCUUCGUGUUAGAUAAGGUCACAUACUUCCUAUUCCUGCUAUCGAAGGCGCUCAUAUCCAUCGGGGUGGGUCUGGCCGUGUACUACCUGCAGCAGUGGAACUUCGUGUACGAGCUGACGCAGGGCGAGCGGCUGCACAACGACCUCAUCCCCGCCAUCAUACUCAGCAUAGCCACCUACCUCAUCUGUACUAUAUUCUUCAAUGUCUACGAAAUGGCUGUGGAUGCCUUGUUCCUAUGUUUCCUUGAAGACUGCGAGAGAAAUGAUGGUUCGCCCGAAAAACCAUACUUCAUGUCGAAAGAUCUUAUGAAAAUUCUUGGUAAAAAGAAUAAGACAUUUUAAUUGCAAUGUGCCAAAUAAUAUGUAAUGUACGAGUGUUGUGAAUGUUAUGUAAGAGUAAGUUCAAUGUGUCAAACUUUGCAAUCAUUGUCACAAUAUUAUCACCAAACUUGUACUUCGAUUUACACCUUUUAUAGGAUUUUUAUGAUAUUUCUAUUUGUAAAAUAGUUUUACUCAUUUAGAUAUCUACUAUUUACAGUAUUGUACUAUAGUUUAUGAUAUAAUUUUAAUACGAUUAUUUAAAACCAAAAAUUAACUUUGUUAUGUACCUUUGAAAAUUUAUAGAGGUCAUUUAUGCACUCUGAACCACUUCGAACAUUUUGAUUGUGGUUUGUGAUAUUGCCAAUAAAUUUUAUCGUAAUUUU